Molecule: messenger RNA, 807 nt
Organism: Sabethes cyaneus
Lineage: Eukaryota; Metazoa; Arthropoda; Insecta; Diptera; Culicidae
Exons: 2
Coding region: 1-807 (268 amino acids)
Molecular function (GO): zinc ion binding
Source: RefSeq, a predicted model, not a curated record
AUGAACGAGCAGCUACAGCAAAUUUGUCAUAAUUUAGCGGAGCUGGAACGCUUAGAGUUGGUCUUCUGCGAAAGAAUCUCGGACGCCGGCUUUCGCCAUCUUAACGUACUACAGAAACUGACAGAGCUUCGCCUCUGGGGUAUCAAGGCGUCCAAGCAGCUCUUCCAACACUGCUCAUGCUCACUCUCCGCACUCCAGAAGCUGCUCAUCUACUCCAACGAGAGCAUCAACGGCACUACGCUGCGGGACAUCGGAACGCAGCUGACCCGGUUGAGUAGGGCAGUCUUCUACGAUUGCUAUUGGGUCGAUAACGGGGCCAUCGAAGAACUGAAAGCCCGACUACCCCACUGUGAGGUGCUGCACCUGUACGACGGUGACGAUUUGCCCCACUCGUUGGCCAACGAAGAGCAGAUCUACAACCGGAGUUCGGAUUCGACAACCUCCGAAGCAUCGCCCAAAGGUUCGAAUACUGUAAAAUCCACCGGAGGUCAGGGUGCGGCGCUUCUCCAGUCCGACAAAGAUAACAACGUCGUAGAUAAAAUUGAUGCAACUACCAGCGAUCAAUCCGAGGCCAAGGUCGACGACGACGUCGACAAGGGCACCAAAAAGGAGAAGAAACUGCGCUGCCUGACUUGCCGCAAAAAGGUCGGACUCGUUGGCUGCGUGUGCCGCUGUGGUGGACUUUUCUGUGGUCUCCAUCGCUAUAGCGAUAAGCACGAUUGCUCAUUUGACUAUCGGAGUCUCGCCGCAGGCGAGAUUAAACGCAACAAUCCGAUCGUGACCGGUGAAAAGAUUCGGAAAAUUUGA